AUGGGAAGCCCGCUCUCAGGGAUCCUAUGCGAAUUGGUAGUUAGAAGACUGGGAAGAAUAAUUUUACAUGGUUUUAAGGAAGAUGUCAUGUAUUUUAGCAGAUACGUUGAUGACAUAUUUAUAUUAUGGAGAAAUAACAGCAGGAUUAAGGAUUUUUUGGAUAAAAUCAAUGAUAACAAUGAUGGCCUUACUUUAAGGUUGGAGCAGAAGAGUUCCUUGGAUCUGCAUUUUCUAGACAUCGGUAUUAAAUUCAAAAAAGGCCACCUGUCCACUAGCGUUUUUAUUAAACCAUCCCACAGCCCAUUGUAUAUUCCAUCACAUUCCAAGGAUCCGUAUAAAUAUAAAAUUGAAGCUUUCAGAGCUUUAAUAAGAAGGGCAUUUUUGUAUUGUGAAACGGUACAAGACAGGAGUAAAGAAAUAGAUAGAAUAAUAAGCGUGGCCAAGACCCUAGGUUACCGAAAAAACGCAAUUCUGGGAAUGGUUAAGAAGUUUGAAGCGAACAUCAAGAAAGGGUCUUUUAAAAAUGCUUCCGCUGGAAUCGUAAAAUUUACUUAUAAUGAAAGUAUGAAUCGUGUCAUGAAAGAGAUUGCUCGCAGGAAAGGUUCGAAAAUGCUUAUAAAAAGGGCCCCUAAUUUAUACAAAAUCCUCAGGAACGAUAAGGAUGAUAUAAUGUCGGAAGAGAAAGCAGGAGUUUAUAGAAUUCCUUAUGAGAAUAUGCAAUUGGGCGUUAAAAAAGACUAUAUUGGAGUAACCACCAGGAAUUUAGGGCUUAGAAUCAAGGAGCAUAGUUAUAACAUCAGAAAGGAGUCUAAUGCAACAAUUUUAUCCCAAAUGGCGCAAACACCAUGA
Messenger RNA from Centruroides sculpturatus (bark scorpion), 849 nucleotides. RefSeq lists its product as uncharacterized. The coding region runs from base 1 to 849 and encodes 282 amino acids. Lineage: Eukaryota; Metazoa; Arthropoda; Arachnida; Scorpiones; Buthidae. The record is from RefSeq and is a predicted model, not a curated record. The transcript has a single exon.